Messenger RNA from Maudiozyma saulgeensis, 720 nucleotides. NCBI's taxonomy places the organism in Eukaryota, Fungi, Ascomycota, Saccharomycetes, Saccharomycetales, Saccharomycetaceae. The record is from the annotation of a GenBank genome assembly.
AUGGGGAACUAUACAGAUAAAAUUGUCACACAAUAUUUUGAGGUAGAGAAUCACCUAAUAAAUCUCCUAAAGACUACACCGUAUAUUCAUCAAUUCAUCCACGGAGAUCCAAUAAGUGGUAGAAUUACAUUAUAUUUAAUAAUUCUCGGAGGAUUUGCUUUGAUUCAGGAAAUAUGGGUUAGUAUCGAAAUGACGUUACUACAAAAGGAAACAUAUGACGAAUUGAAUGUUGGAAGAAUUGACGAAGGAAUUAAAUUGCAUCGUAUGAUACUCAGUGAUGAAUAUCAUAGUAAAGAAUAUAAGGAUGAACAAUCCGGAAUUAUUGUAGAAGAGUUUGAAGACAUGGAUAAGUUCUUUGCUAAACCCGUUCAUGUUUCCGAUAUUUUUGUUGAUGGUUAUAUCAUUGUUAAUGGCCAGCAAGUCCUUGAUAAACCAUUAAAAUAUCAUAUUGAAUUCUCUCCUGAGGAUUUUGAAAGUGAAAAGAGACAAGAUUUCGGUUGUUCACUACAUGUCUUAAGAUUGAAAUUAUAUCACCUUUUCAAAGAUUCUACUCUCUAUAAAGAAUACAGUAAUAAAACUAAUCCAUUCACCAUAUCCGGCAAUGUCAAGGUUUACAACAAAUUUGGAGAAGAAUUAGAGGUUAAUUUAGAUGAGGUUCAAUUAUGUUUCUUAAAGAUAGAAACUGGUGAUACAAUCAAAUGUGAGUUUGCUAUAGAAUAA